UUCGCGACCGGACGUUUCCUUCGCGAGUCCUUGCCACCCACUGUCAAAGCCACGCUUCGGCAUCGAUGCGUACGUCUUGCGGACGGCGUGCCGCUGGUUGAAUACCGUCUGCGAUUGUUCGGUCGAAAUCGAAGAGCGAAAUAAAAAAAAACAAAAAAACAAAAAAAACAACAACCAAAAUACAUCUUCUUCUCGCAAUGGAGACGAAUUGAAGAAACGGUCUUUGCUAACCGUGAUUACAAAUUUUCAUUUGCAGUACCACACUUUCAGUGAAACAAAAGCGAAAGAGAAAACCGGCGAAAGAUAGUCGAGGGGGGAAGCUCGACUGGGCUACGCAUUUCCAUGCGAUACUACAGUCGAUGAACGUUUGACAAAAACGACACCCCUGCACAGAGAAGAUACAUAUAUGCGAAAAAAAAAUAUAUCGCCCGCGCACCCCUGUAUCACGAUCCCGAGGAUCCGAUCGUGCGGGAUCAAAGAUAAAUUAAAUUCGAUUCGAUUCAAUCGCGGAUAUUCUUACGAUCGUAUCGCCGAGUGAUCGUUCUCAAAGUGUUUCCACGACACUGUAGCGCACGACGAAUAAUCUUUCAGAUUCACGUACGGGUUUUAAACGCGUUUGACAUUCGGAAAUUGUUGAGAAACAAUCGCUGAAGUUGUAUUGGCAGAAUUAUUCGGACGACCGAAAUAACUGCAGCAGCAGCAGUUUGUACAACCCGUGAGAAUAAGGGUUCGUUCUUUUUGUAUCAACGGUUUAACUUUUUUCCACCUCUGAAAACGAACGACACGCGAGCUUUGUACCAUUAAAUUCACGUCGUACCGGUUUUGCGAGAUAUAUAUAUAUAUUUCUCUGGAUAUUAUAUCACAAAAGAAAAAGUCUAGAGAAACGUAGUCAAGAUUCAAUUGGGAAAAGUUUUCGGGGGUAAAUUUAACUCGGUAAAAAGUUGUUGUUGUGCCACGUUUAUACUUUGGAUCUACAGCAGUUGCGUGACGAUACUGACUGAAGAGUUUUUCGAAUAUUCGGCGUCAAGUUAUCGUUGCCGACCGUCUGUCUCAUCGGUGUAUAUACAUAUAUACCGUAUAAUUGUAUAUCUUCGAGUGACGUUCAGUGUAUACUUGCAGUUUGUGCGUUGAAAGAAACCGAAGAACCGCUAAUAAAAGAAACAAAAAGACAGUGCAGGAACCGUUCUGUAACGAGAAAACCGAGUGAUUCGAAUGGAAGUAAAUUAGAAGACACGUGAAGGAAAAUAAAAGGAGAUCGAGAGUAACUUCAACAUUCGAAGAUCCGCACCGUUGGACCGUCCGAUUCCCGGCUUCGAAAGUUUCAGAUUAAGAAACCGGCUUCAACGUGGCUGGUGAUAUUCCCGUUAUCCCGUGACUCCGGAGAGGAGUGAAGCCCGAGGUACAUGAGCGGAGGAAAUGAACUACACGCAAGGGAAGGGACGGCUUUACCCAGCCUACAGCCUCAGCGGCAGUGAGGGCGAAGAGAACUCUCCGAGUCUUCGCGGAGGUCGCGCUUACCCUUCGAAUUCUCAUCCGACCAAUCAAGUUCAGCACAAUCACUACAACUCGAACCAGCACAAACAGCGGGCCUACCAACACCCUCUUUUUCACGUGCCGGGGAGCGGGGCUGGACUCAGCGAUACUCCGACCUCGGGCAACGCUUCCGACGAAACUCUAACCGACAGCGAACUCACCAACCUCGCCCGGGACUCGACUCUUCUCGUUCAUAACGGGUGUCUAUUGGACAACGUCGCACCGCGGGGCCCACCCGAUGUGCCCCCCCGUAAUCCUACAAUGAGCCGAUUGAACGGAAGAUUACCUGGGAGCCACGCAACUAGUGACCACGAACGUGAUCCUGACUUGGAGCCAUCCUGUCUGGUGCGCACACCGUCUGGAAACUUUUACAACAUACCAAAGAUACCGAAGAAUGAGUACAACAAUAAGAAUCAAUCGACAGGAAACAGCCCUAUAAAAGUGGAACUACAAAACAAUAUGGACAGAGUUACGCUACCUUACGGCCACGGGCCAUCGAUGAUUCCCAUGAGGAGACAGAGCAUCAGAUGUCAGCUACGCAAAGGCAUUGAUUGGUGCAGUUGGAAACUGAUUGCCAUCGUCGUGAUCAUGCUAUCACUUUGUCUGACCGCGGCACUCACCUACGUUGCAGCCUCGAACAUGGUGCACUGGUCUUACCAAGGCACGAAAGGCACGGUUCUCGUCGGUGAGACAACAGAAUCAAAGCCGGCAACUGCGGAGGCAAAUAAAACCUCGUCAAGCAGACCCCGACAGCAAUCGUCAUCGGGAGGUAAUUACCGGAAAUAUAUUUUAGAUCGUGUGUAUUUGCGCAAACGUAGAGAUACUCUUAACCAGCAUGCCCCGGUGUCGCACAAAACUUUCCUGCAAACCUCUGAAGCACCUUUGGAAACGCAAAGUAUUGGCGAAAUUUAUAGUUCCACACCCAAUGAUCGAGCUGAGCAGACCGACAAAGCCGGGACAACAACGGCGAACUAUUUGCAUGAAGAUAUGAGUAAAAGUGUGCAUGCUGAACUAAAUGGGCGUAAAAAUGACCAGGUUAGUGGCGAGACUUCGACUUUGGCUCCCAUAGUCGAAACUAGACAAUCAGUUGGAUCGUCUACUCCAGAAUCAGUGCUUUCUGUGAAUGUCUCUAGCUCUACUAACUAUUCUCUUGACCGUGAAAAACUCACUACUUCUGUCAGUCAUUCUUUUCAAACUGCUUCGGACUUACACGAUUCGAGUGAUAACGUUCCUCCGAAAAACUCAUCAAAAGCGAAUAAGUCUUCGACUGAAAUUGAUGCUCCGCCGAUGCUACGUCCGAAUUCGGACGAAGAUAAAAUUACCGAGACUUCCGAUACCACAGAUAAAAAUAAAUCCGAUGUAAAAGUGCCUUCGAUAACCGAAGUAGUACCUGAGUACAUGGACAUGAUUGUAACGAAAAUUGGUUCUUCGGGAACAACGUUCAAUAAUGUCUAUACCAGUAGUAGCACCAGUACCAAUUUAGACGCGCAAGAUAAGUCCACUACAGAUUAUCCAAUAUCCAUUAACAUAGAUGAAAAAAGUAAUAGCGGGAGUUUCGGGAUGAUAGUUAAUGAUCCUUCAGAAAAAAAUAAAAGUGAAAACGCAGAUCUUGUUUUAGAUAACUCUCGUUCGGUUAGUAAACAUAUAGAUCCCGGUGACGUUAGUUUAUCGUUUGGUCAAGAUAACAUCGAAUCUGUAAAUACAUCCGCGAUCCAUGCAGACACUGCGAAAGGAACCGUCGAAGUUUUGCCUGUCGCUUUACCGUUGGUUGUAAGUCGCGUGGACAGCGAAACUGGUAUGAAUUCGAGUAAAACUUUGGAAAAAUUAGAACUGCAAUCGAAAUCUGCGGCCAGUGUGAAAGAAUCGGAAAUAUCCGACAAAGAAAAAACUCGACAGGAAGAAAAGCAGAUUAGAACAACCGUAAGCAACCAAGAUGAAAAAAUCUUGAGCGAUUCCAGGGAGAAGUUGAAUGAAUCGGAAGUACUCGAGACUCCUGGAGUUAUCAAGGAGACUCGAGAAUUGUCCAGCGAAGAUUCUUCUUCGGAAUUUAUUAACGGCGAAGGUUCAAGUGGCGAUACACCUGCAGAAGCUGAAAAGUCAGAGGAAUUACAAAGGGAUUAUCCAGUGUUCAGUUAUGGCCAAGACGAGAUUGAAAUUGUAAAACUGAGAACCGAUCCUAUUGACGCACCUAUGGAAUCAAAAAUUGUCCCGAACUUGGCGACUAAUGAAGUGAAAAUCGAGGAGGCGAAGAACGUUCCCCCGACACUGACGACAAAGCGAAAGGAAAAUUUGAUGAUUGUGAAUGCCGGAGAGGAGGAAUUUACCGAGAAAAUCGGUGAUAAGAUUGGACAAAGAGGAACAGACCGUUCAAACAAUGACGAUGAUGACAAUAACAGCGUUCAACACGAAGAUAAAUCAAACCAAGGGUCAAAGUCAUCUAACAACCCCCGCAAUGGUCCCACGUUGCAUGAAACGCAUGAAACUUCGCAAUCGAUUAACGCAAACUCUAUCACGUCUAACACAAACAUAAUUUCCGAACAUCCGCUAUCUGAGCAAGUGCACAUCGUAGAAGUGCCUAGGGCUACGGAAUUUCAACAGCAAUCACGACGGGUAGUCGUCAAUGUGACGAUUGGUACGGAGGAAUUCGCGGGCCCCUCAGAGUUUAAGAAAGCUUCUCGCCCACUGUACAUGUUGUCUGUGUCCGUGCCAACCAAUGGUGAAAUUAACAGUUUUCCUGGAAUUAACAUCAGCCCCAUACAAUUACCCGCACAACCCGCAAUGUCGAGCAUGAUGAGCAAUCCAAGUGUCGUACUUGAACAAACAACAACCACACGAAUACCACCCCCGCCGCAACCCCCGACAACACCUCCUCCGAGUUGGGGUGGUGAAUGCGAAUGCUCAUGUCCCUGCAUGGAUUCUUAUGAAAAGGAUAACUUUUCAGAGGGAUUGACUGCUUCGGAAGAGGCUUUGCUUCGUGACUUUGAGAAUGAGAGCUUCAAUUCUUCGUACGAAGAGACAGACUUGUUUAACAGUUCUGAAGAUUAUUCAGAAACGAAUAAUAAUUUCACUGAAAUACAUAAUUUAGAAGAUUUGUUAGAGAUCGAAGAGUCGACGACAGAAUCUUGGUUAAAUAGUACGGAUUUUACUGACACGGAGUCGACCACCGACUUCUCAGAGACGACAACCGAAGGUUAUUGGUGUUCUGGGACAACGCCACUUCCCCCAGAGCCCACUAUCCUGAUUCUUGAAGGUGCCCGAACAUUCCCCGCUCGAUCAUUCCCACCAGACGGCACAACGUUUGCUCAAGUGGCGCUCGGCCAGCGAUUGAGCAAAGAAAUUCCUCCAUACAGUUACUGGAACAUGCAAUUUUAUCAGUCGGAAGCAGCCUACGUCCGUUUCGAUUACAACAUCCCCAGAGGAGCGAGUAUCGGAGUUUACGCAAGGCGAAAUGCUCUGCCAACCCACACACAAUACGAUCUAUUGGAAGUCCUCAGCGGCUUCAAGGCUCGAACUUCUCGGGCAUCCCAUGUUAGUGUCAUUCAACCGUCAAUAAAGAAGGAAGUAACGCACUACAUGGAACCUGGCCACUGGUUCUUGUCUCUUUACAACGACGACGGCGACCCACAAGAAGUUGCUUUCAUAGCUGUGGUUGCGGAAGACAUGACGCACAAUUGUCCGAACGGAUGCAGUGGCAAGGGAGAAUGUCUGCUGGGUCAUUGCCAAUGUAACCCUGGUUUCGGGGGUGAAGAUUGCAGCGACAGUGUAUGCCCGGUGCUUUGCAGUCAGCGUGGAGAAUACAUAAACGGAGAGUGUCAAUGCAAUCCUGGUUGGAAAGGGAAAGAGUGUUCUCUUCGUCAUGACGAGUGCGAAGUUCCAGACUGCAAUGGUCACGGUCACUGUACCAACGGGAAAUGUAACUGCGUUCGUGGUUACAAGGGAAAGUUUUGUGAGGAAAUCGACUGUCCGCAUCCAACUUGUUCGGGUCAUGGCUUCUGUGCCGAAGGUACAUGCAUCUGCAAGAAGGGAUGGAAAGGCGCGGAUUGCAGCCAGAUGGAUAAAGAAGCAUUGCAGUGUCUCCCAGAUUGCAGUGGACACGGAAACUUUGAUCUGGAAACGCAGACUUGCUUGUGUGAACCCAUGUGGUCCGGUGACGACUGUUCAAAAGAACUGUGUGAUCUCGACUGCGGACCCCACGGACAUUGCGUGGACAACGCGUGCGAUUGCGUGCCCGGAUGGUCCGGCGAACUGUGCAACAUGAAGCAAUGUGAUCCACGGUGCAACGAACAUGGGCAAUGCAAAAAUGGAACCUGCCUCUGCGUAACCGGAUGGAAUGGAAAGCACUGCACUAUGGAAGGAUGUCCAAACUCCUGCUCGGGACAUGGACAGUGCAGGGUGAACGGGGACGCGCAAUGGGAAUGCCGAUGCUACGAUGGAUGGGAUGGAACUGAUUGCAGCGUCCUUUUGGAGCAAAAUUGCAGCGACAGCCGAGAUAAUGACAAGGAUGGUCUCGUCGAUUGCGAGGAUCCUGAGUGCUGCGCGAAUCAUCACUGUCGAGAUAGUCAACUCUGCGUUUCAGCCCCGAAACCAAUCGACAUUCUACUUCGGAAACAGCCGCCAGCAAUCACUGCGUCAUUCUUCGAAAGAAUGAAGUUCUUGAUCGAUGAAGGCAGUUUACAAAACUACGCUCGCCAGGAGACAUUCAACGAAAGUGUGUUCUGGAAUCACUUCAACACAAGCCGAUCUGCUGUGGUACGUGGCCGAGUCGUUACCGCCCUUGGUACCGGACUCAUGGGCGUCAGAGUGAGCACCAGCACUCCGCUCGAGGGUUUCACCCUAACGCGAGACGAUGGAUGGUUCGAUUUACUCGUUAACGGAGGAGGUGCCGUCACCCUUCAGUUUGGAAGAUCUCCUUUCAAACCGCAAAGCCAUAUCGUGUUCGUUCCGUGGAAUGAGGUGAUCAUAAUCGAUAAAAUCGUUAUGAGUACGACAGAUGAAAAACAGAUUUCUCACAUCCCCCACGCUUGUGCGGCACACGAUUACGAUCUUAUGAAACCAGUCGUUCUCGCUACCUGGAAACACGGAUUCCAAGGAGCCUGCCCGGAUAAGAGCGCCAUUCUCGCUGAGUCCCAAGUCAUACAAGAGAGUCUUCAAAUACCCGGUACCGGUCUGAAUCUCGUGUAUCACAGCUCACGAGCUGCCGGCUACUUGUCAACCAUCCAACUGCAAUUGACCCCCGAAACAAUUCCACCGUCCCUCAAUUUGAUUCACUUGCGAAUCACUAUUGAAGGUAUUUUGUUCGAGAAGACAUUCGAAGCCGACCCAAUUAUAAAAUUCACUUACGCUUGGAAUCGACUGAACGUUUAUCGGCAACGCGUUUACGGAGUAACUACGGCUAUGGUCAAGGUGGGAUACGAAUAUAUCGAUUGCAAGGACAUUAUUUGGGAUGUGCAAACCACCAAGCUAAGCGGACACGAUAUGUCGAUAUCGGAAGUGGGAGGAUGGAAUCUAGACAUUCAUCAUAGAUACAAUUUCCACGAAGGAAUAUUACAGAAGGGAGACGGUUCCAAUAUCUAUCUGAAACACAAGCCAAGAGUAAUUUUAACAUCAAUGGGAGACGGGCAUCAGAGACCGUUGGACUGCUUCGACUGCGACGGUCAAGCCUCGAAGCAAAGGCUGCUCGCCCCCGUAGCACUUGCCGCUGCACCCGAUGGCUCAAUUUUCGUCGGUGACUUCAAUCUCGUGAGAAAAAUUUUGGUGGACGGAACUGUGAAGACCGUCGUUCGGCUCAACGCGACGAGAGUUUCUUACCGAUACCACAUAGCAUUGAGUCCACUGGACGGUGUCCUCUACAUAUCUGAUCCAGAGUCACACCAGAUAAUCCGGGUUCGCGACACGAACGAUUACUCCGACCCAGAACACAAUUGGGAGACCGUGGUCGGUUCCGGUGAACGUUGUCUUCCAGGGGAUGAAGCUCAUUGCGGUGACGGAGCUUUGGCGCGUGAUGCGAAACUCGCUUACCCCAAAGGUGUAGCCGUAUCGGCAGACAACGUCCUUUACUUUGCUGACGGUACGAACAUAAGGAUGGUGGAUCGCGAUGGAAUAAUUACAACCGUUAUCGGAAACCACAUGCACAAAUCACAUUGGAAGCCGAUCCCCUGCGAAGGAACUUUGAAUGUUGAGGAGGUCCAUCUCAGGUGGCCUACCGAGCUGGCUAUUAAUCCGUUGGAUAAUUCGUUGCACAUGAUCGACGAUCACAUGGUUUUACAAUUAGCACCCGAUGGACGUGUCAAGGUCGUGGCCGGACGUCCGCUACACUGCGCUUCACCCUCGACAACUUUCGAUACCGAAUUAGCGACACACGCGACUUUGGUAAUGCCGCAGAGCAUCGGGUUCGGACCCGCUGGGGAUUUAUACAUUGCGGAAAGUGACUCCCAGCGUAUAAAUCGCGUAAGGGUCAUUGGGACGGACGGAAAAAUUUCACCAUAUGCCGGUGCUGAGUCAAAAUGUAAUUGUUUGGAACGAGGAUGCGACUGCUUCGAAGCUGAUCAUUACCUGGCGUCUAGUUCGAAAUUCAACACCAUUUCGGCUGUAGCGGUUUCUCCGGACGGCAUCGUACAUAUCGGUGAUCAAGCAAACUAUAGAAUUCGAUCUGUUAUGGCGAGCAUACCGGAUGCCAGUGGGGCAAGGGAGUACGAGAUAUAUUCCCCCGAUACCCAGGAGAUCUAUGUUUUCAAUAGAUUCGGCCAACAUAUCGCAACGAAAAACAUUCUCACCGGUGAAACAAAUUAUCUAUUUGCUUAUAACGUUAACACGAGCAACGGAAAGCUAAGUACCGUAACCGAUGCUGCCGGAAACAAGGUAUUCUUGCUAAGGGAUUAUUCCAGCCAAGUAAAUUCGAUUGAGAAUACCAAAGGACAGAAAUGCAGGUUGAGAAUGUCGAGGAUGAAGAUGCUCCACGAAUUAAGCACUCCGGAUAAUUAUAACGUCACUUUCGAUUACCACGGACCCACCGGACUAUUGAAAACCAAACUUGACAGCACCGGCAGGAGCUACGUUUACAAUUACGACGAAUUCGGAAGACUUACUUCCGCCGUCACCCCGACUGGUAAAGUUAUCAGUCUAACAUUCGACCUCAGCGUGAAAGGUGCCACCGUCAAGAUCGGACAGAAUAACAGAAAGCCUGUUUCCAUGCUUAUCAAGGGCUCCUCGGUUGUAACUAAGGUCGGAGAAGCGGAACAAAGAACGAUUGUUCUCGGCGAUGGUAGCGUGGGUCGAGUAACUCCCUGGUUGCACACCGUAAGUACGGACACAGUCCCCUAUUCCAUUUUGGCGGAGAUCGAACCACUGCUCGGAGAGAGCUAUCCGGUACCAGCGAAACAACGAACGGAAAUCGCUGGUGAUCUAGCGAACAGAUUCGAAUGGAGAUAUUUCCUGAGAAGAGUACAGGGAAAUAAAAACCGUGGAAAUGCCAAGGCAGUGGCGCAAGUUGGCAGAAAACUUCGCAUCAAUGGUGAAAAUCUUCUUUCACUCGAGUACGACAGAGAGUCCAAUACGGUCGCUGUAUUUAUGGACGACCGCGUCGAGCUUUUGAAUGUCACUUACGACAGAACAGCCAGGCCAGUCAAGUGGGGACCGAGAAAUGGAAUCUUUGCCGGUGUCGAUUUGGAAUACGACAGAUUCAGUAGAUUGACCAGUUGGACAUGGGGCGAUAUCAGCGAAACGUACGGCUUCGAUAGGGCAGGCAGACUUUACGAAAUAAAAUACAGCGAUGGAACGGCGAUGAUAUACGCUUUCAAAGACAUGUUCAGCAGUCUGCCUCUAAAAGUCACGACUCCUCGUGGCAGCGAUUAUCUAUUACAGUACGAUGAGGCUGGUGCUCUUCAAUCUCUGACCACUCCUAGGGGUCAUAUUCACGCCUUUUCUCUGCAAACUUCCCUUGGCUUCUACAAGUAUCAGUAUUACUCACCAAUGAACAGACAUCCGUACGAAAUUCUCUACAAUGACGACGGUCAGAUAUUGGCCAAAGUUUACCCGCACCAGAGCGGAAAAGUCGCGUACGUCUACGACCACACCGGAAAACUAGAAACUACAUUAGCAGGUUUGUCAUCAAUUCACUACACAUAUCAAGAAGCGACGAGUCUGGUGCGAAGUAUCGACGUAAACGAGCCAAACUUUGAAAUGCGUCUGGAAUACAAAUACCACGCUGGAAUCGUGAAGGAUGAGAAGAUUAAGUUCGGCAGUAAGAGCGGAAUGGACAACGCGCAUUAUCGCUACCAGUACGAUGGUAAUGCGCGCAUAUCCGGACUCGAGGUAGACAUCAAUGGAAAGGAACUACCCCAAUUGCGCAUCAAGUACAACCAGAACCUUGGACUUCUUGAGGGUGUUAGCGACCUGAGAAUUUACAGAAAUACGUUCAACAGAUCCGUCAUGCAGGAUACAAGCAAGCAGUUCUUCACCAUAACAGACUACGACGAUCACGGUAGGAUAAAAACUGUCCUGAUGAAUAUAAGAUCUCUUGAUGUGUUCAGGAUGGAACUUGAAUACGACAAUAGAAAUCGCAUAAAAAUGAGGAAGUUCAACAUCGGUAGAGAAUCAAUGAUGGACAAAAUCACGUAUAACGCCGAUGGUCACGUUCUCGAAGUCGCUGACACCGACAACAACUGGCAAUACAGUUACGAUGAGAACGGUAACAUCAUCGGAGUGACGGAACAGAACGAGAAAAUCACGUUGGGCUAUGACAGCGGGGAUCGUGUUGUUCAAUACGGAGACGUUGAGUUUAAUUCCUACGACGGUAGGGGUUUCGUGGUCAGAAGAGGUGAACACAAAUACAGAUAUAACUCGAGAGGACAGCUGAUCCACGCCUUCGAACACGAUAAAUUCCAAAUUUGGUACUUCUAUGACGACCGCGGCAGACUUGUGGCGUGGAACGACGAUCGUGGAAAUAUAACGCAGUACUUCUACGCGAAUCCAAGAACACCAGAUCUGAUUACACACGUGCAUUUCCCGAAGUCCUCGAAGACUUUCAGGUUCCUAUACGACGCGAGAGACUUUUUGAUCACGGUUGAGACCUCUGAACAAAGAUUCUACGUCGCGUCCGAUCAGAAUGGUUCUCCCUUGGCACUGUUCGACACUAACGGCAACUUGAUAAAGGAAAUGGGUAGAACACCGUUCGGUAAAAUCAUAAAAGACACGAAUCCAGAUUUCUACCUUCCGAUUGACUUCCACGGUGGAUUAUUGGAUCCUAACACAAGACUCGUGUACUUGAAAAAACGCCUUUACGAUCCAGCGGUUGGACAAUGGAUGACACCAGCUUGGGAGCAAAUGGCGAACAAACUUACAACUCCGACUGAUAUAUUCAUCUACCGAUUCCGCAACAACGACCCAAUAAACAACAAACAGAACGUCGAAUACAUGACGGAUCUUCCAAGUUGGCUCAUGCUCUACGGCUACGACGUCUCGGCCAUGCUCGGUUCGGAAUACACCAAGGAAAUGGUUUACCAGCCAAGUGCCACCAUCACGUCUCCUCAAUUGACACCAGAAUUCGGUGUGAUGUCCGGGUUGCAAUGUAUCGUCAACAGGGUCCACGAGAAAUUCUCCGACCUCGGUUUCGUCCCGAAACCGCUUCUAAAGCUGGAACCAAAGACUCGAAAUCUUCUUCCUAGAGUCGCACACAGAAGAGCGGUAUUCGGAGAAGGUGUACUGGUAUCAAGGGUCGGAGGUCGCGCCUUAGUAAGCGUAGUUGAUGGGGUGAACAGCGUUGUUCAAGAUGUGGUAACUUCGGUCUUCAACAGUUCGUUCUUUUUGCCAUUGCACUUCAGUGUUCACGAUCAAGAUGUAUUCUACUUCGUGAAAGACAAUGCCCUGAAGAUUAGGGAUGAUAUGGAGGAACUCCGUCGUCUGGGGGGUAUGUUUAAUGUUUCCACUCACGAAACAACGGAACAUGGGGCUGGAACCUGGAAAGAAUUAAGGUUGCACAAUCCAGACGCAGCCGUUGUAAUAAAAUACGGUGCAGAUCCCGAGCAAGAGAGGCAUAGGAUAUUAAAACACGCUCACAAAAGAGCGGUGGAAAGAGCUUGGGAAAUUGAAAAACAAUUAGUAGCCGCCGGUUUCCAAGGUCGCGGUGACUGGACGGAAGAAGAGAAGGAGGAAUUGAUAAAUCACGGUGACGUUGAUGGUUACGAGGGUGUGGAUAUUCACAGUGUACAUAGGUAUCCGCAGCUCGCUGACGAUCCAGGAAAUGUCGCAUUUACAAGAGACACAAAAAGGAAAAGACGAAAGAGUGGUAACAGACGCAACAGAAUUCACAGGCAUGACUCGUGAUUUGACAAAAAAGAAUAAUUAAACUUUUACCUAUAUCAAACGCAAUGUGAACAAACAGAAAAAAAAAAAAUUAACAAACAAAAAACACAUAAUAAUACGUAUAAAUAACACACACAUUGUGAUAUGUCCAUAUGGUAACGUGUAUAGAAAUAAAACAAUCAAAACAAGACUUCUAAAGUAUAAACUAAAGUGAAAAUGCAAAGUAAAAAACAAAAUGAAUGAUAAACUAAAUCUCUUUGCUAUGGGGAAAAUCCUCGACUUAAUAAAUGAGACGACUGAGACUCGUGUAACAUAUUAUUUUAUUUGUAUCGAACUUGUUGGUGCCAUAUAUAUUAUUAUUAUUAUUAAUAUUAUUACCAUUAUUAACACUAUUAUUAUUAACAUUAUUAUUCUUAUUAUUACUAUUGAAAACGUUUUAAAAAAAAAGAAGAAUAAUCUAUGAAGUGUCAAAAUUAAACUAGUCGCAAGUAAUGAAAUGAUGAAUAUAAAGCUUGUUACAGGGGUGAUUAUUUUAUAGAAUGAACAAUUGCGUAUGAUAUAAAAUAAUCUUGUACUUUAGGAAUGAUGUGCAGGUGUAGUUUGAUAAAAAGUAGGUACUGUGGAUUAAAUUGAUAAAUGUGCAGAAAAAAUUUGAAUGUAUAGAAUCAGUUUCUACAUGGGGUAUAAGUAACACGAAGUAUAAAAAAAAAUAUAUACUGACUAAAAAUUAAUAAUAACAUUAAUUAAAACAAAUAAAUUAAUUAACAAAUAAAAGAAACGUAAUAAUAAAUGCUCUUCGAUCGCGAUAAUAUGUGUUUGUAUGAGUGCAUGUAUAUGUUGCGUGACAUUCAUGACUUUUGAGAACAAUUUGACAAAAAAAAAUGAAAAAGCUACGGAACAUGAUGGAAUCAGAGCAUAAGAAUCGCGCAACAGUUGAUGGGUUGAUAACAGGGUCUAUGACACAUAGAAAAACUUAUAUAUUUGAAAAUUCAGACAUUGAGUCUGUGUUUCGACGCGCCUAUUAUGUAUUGCCUCCAAAAUUAUCUCCUCUGCACAAUAGUGCAGUGAUACAAAUGACGAAUAUUUUAAUCACGUUAAUUACCACCAGUAACGAUGCUCUGUACACACAAAAGAGAACAAAACGAAAAAAAAAAAGAAUUAAAGGAUUAAGAAAGAAUAAAAAAAAUACAACAGAUAUUUUUAACAAGGUGUUAAGUGGAAGCUGAUGUAAAUAUAUGGAAUAUGACUAUAUUAUAAUAAUAAAAAUGUAGAUAUUAUUAUACGUAUUAUAACGAUGGUAAGUCCAAUUUGAAAUCUUGAAAGAAAUGCUUUUUUAUAUACACCAAUUAUAAUAGAGCCGCAAAUAGUUAAAAAGGGGGAUGAAAAAAAAGGGGAAAAGAAUAAAAUAAUUCAAAAAACGUCACAAUGUUAGUCUGCUGAACUUAUUGUUAGUAAAAUACAAAGAAAACUUCACGUGACAUAAUACAUAAUAUGUGCAUCAGUAAAAUGAUAAAACGAUAUACUAGUCCAGUGCAUACAUAUAUACCGUAAACAUAAAUACAAUACAUACAUGGCCUACUGAUCUGAAAGUCGCGCCGUCAACGUUCAGCAUAAUUAAUUCAUGUUCAGAAAGUAGGAUACAAGAAAAAAAAAAUAAUAAAUAAAAAUGUACCGUAUAUGAAUGUAGUUAUGACAAAUUACAUAACUUAAACGUUUCUCGAUAUGAUAGACUCCUUGUAAAUAGUAUAUAGAUACUAAAGUAAAAACUGUACCUAGAAAAUAAGUUUAGCCAUAAGUAUCCAUAAAUUUAAGACGGUAUAAUUGAACCCAUAAUUAAUAUCGAAAGAAAUGCAAGAAGAAAAAGUAAAAGAGAUCAGAAAACAAAAACAUAAUGAUGUAAUGUCCAACAUGAAUUACUCGUAUAAAUACCCUCCCCGCGCCUAUCUAUUUCUACUCGAAAUGAAAAUUAUUUUUUGAAUUGUGUCGUCAAAAUCCUAACAUGUCUAAGCAAAGAAAAAAACAAAAAACGUACCCUUAUAACAAUAAUGAAGAAAGAAAUAAUAAUAAUACUAAUAAUAAUAAUAAUGUAAUAAUAAUAACAAUAAUUAUAAUUAUAAUGAUAAUUAUAAUAAUAAUGAUGAUAUUGAUAAAUAAAUAAAUUGUCGGUGUUUAAUAUUGAAAAAUAGAUCAAACUUCAAAUGUUUGUAUCAAAGUAAUCGAUAGAAAGUAAUAAAUAGGGAUGCAGCGAGCCAACGUGCGAGCCGUCGCUCCACCGUUGUGUUCUCAUAGGUGUAACUAAAUACAUAAUCAUGAUGCAACAUACUCGGUUGACUGAUGUCGACGAGUGAAAUGUGCAACUAACUUAACUGCUAUAUGCUGUACAUAUCUAUUGUGUAUAGCCACACUCAAUAGUACUCUUCGAUACGUAUAUGCUUUCGUCACAUCAAUAUUUCAUUUGUGCUCAGACUGGUUGAACUUGAAAUUCCAUCACUUUUCAUAAUUAGAUGAAGUCAUAUUUCAUUUAUUACUUCUCGGGUUUUGCUUCACCGGAUGAUGAUGCCUCUUUGUUCAUAAACCGAUCAGCGUCUGAACGUAUGAUAGUUACGAAUCGUAGAAUUUUCGUUCAUCCCCUUCAGAAAAUAAUGUAGAAAUCAAUCUCGACAAAUAAGAUAUCGAUGUGAUUAUUAUCUGUUCUCUCUAUAUCCGUAAACUCUACCAUGAUAUUGUGCUAUAAAAAGAUUUGCUAGAACGUUGUAGGAAACUGGCUAAUCGAUUGCAGGAUGAAGAAUAAUUUAAAAAAUGCAUUGAAGAAAAAAAAGACGCAUAUUCAGUAUAACAAAUUGACUCAAAAGAAUACGUAAUACGAUAAUUAAACUUGAAUGAUAUGAAUAUUUACGGUUAUUAUAUCAUUUGGACUCACGUAAUUGUCAAUGUGAUUUUUUUUAACUUUUUUUCUUGAUUAUUUUGUCAAUAUAUAGUUCAGUUCGGUCGAAUUUUGUUUUGUAUUGAAUUGAAAAUCCAAACCGUUACAAAUAUUUGAAAAAUGAAAGAACAAAAAAAUUUAUAUUGGAUGAGGUGAUAUUUAAUACUGUUGCUAAACGUGACAAAGAAAAGCAAUACUUUAUAACUAUCGUGUAUGUCUUAAAAGAGAAACAAAAUAAUAUAAAUUAAUAUAUUUAAUUGUGUAUCGGUAAUUAUUGUAAAAGCGAUUAUGUGUUUGUGACAAAUGGGGGAAAAAAAACGAAACGAUGACCACGAAAAGCCUGUCAAUUUUUUGAAAUGAG
Molecule: messenger RNA, 15116 nt
Organism: Athalia rosae (coleseed sawfly)
Lineage: Eukaryota; Metazoa; Arthropoda; Insecta; Hymenoptera; Athaliidae
Gene: Ten-m
Product: teneurin-m
Exons: 16
Coding region: 1417-11853 (3478 amino acids)
Biological process (GO): motor neuron axon guidance
Source: RefSeq, a predicted model, not a curated record